Molecule: messenger RNA, 1426 nt
Organism: Nomia melanderi (Alkali bee)
Lineage: Eukaryota; Metazoa; Arthropoda; Insecta; Hymenoptera; Halictidae
Gene: Amacr
Product: Alpha-methylacyl-CoA racemase
Biological process (GO): bile acid metabolic process
Cellular component (GO): mitochondrion
Molecular function (GO): alpha-methylacyl-CoA racemase activity
Source: RefSeq, a predicted model, not a curated record
UACAAAUUGUACAAUUUCCCUCUGGCUAGGGAAAAGUCUUUAAAAAACCUGUUCAGGAUAUUCUGAAUAUGAAUGACUCUUGAAUUACAAUAUUUAAUAUGUAUAUAUAUGUAUGUAUUUGGUUCAACGAUCUAUUUAAAUGCAUACAUAUCUUUCAUGACUCCGCAAUCCAUUAUCAGAAGAAAUGCCUUUAAAAGGAAUUAAGGUUUUAGAAUUAGCUGGUCUAGCACCCGGUCCCUUUUGUGGGAUGAUAUUAGCCGAUUUUGGCGCGAGCGUUAUUAAAGUGAAUAAGGUUAAUGCAUUCCAACCGAUUCCUGACUGUCUUGGUCAUGGCAAGAGGUCUAUUGCUUUGAACUUAAAAACCGAGAAAGGCAUAAAUAUAUUUAAAAAAUUAAGCGAUCAAAGUGAUGUGAUUAUAAAUCCAUUCAGACCUGGUGUAUUAGAAAAAAUUAAACUGGGUCCUGAAGAUCUUAUGAAAACAAAUAAGAAGCUAAUAUAUGCUAGAUUAACAGGAUUUGGGCAAAAUGGUCCUUACGCAAAUAUGGCUGGCCAUGAUAUUAAUUAUUUAGCUCUAUCUGGCUUAUUGUCUUUAUUUGGCCGAUUUAACGAAAAACCAACACCACCAGUUAAUUUGGCUGCUGAUUUUGGUGGCGGUGGAUUAAUGUGUGCCUUUGGAAUAUUACUAGCAUUAUUAGAACGUAGCAAACACAAUGUAGGUCAAAUUGUUGACAUAUCCAUGGUAGAAGGGUCAGCUUAUUUAGGUAGUUGGUUAUUCAGGACUCAAAAUCUACCUGAAUUGUGGGGAAAUCCUCGUGGUAAAAAUAUAUUAGACACAGGGUCACAUUUUUAUAAUACUUAUGAAACAAAAGAUAAAAAGUAUAUGUGUGUUGGUGCAAUUGAACCACAGUUCUAUCAAACAUUUUUGGAGAAAAUUGGACAAUCUAUAGAUGAAAUGCCACAAUAUAGUGAAUUUGAAGAAAGUCGAAUGAAAUUAGAAAAGAUAUUCAAGCAAAAAACUCAAGCUGAAUGGUGUGCUAUAUUUGAUGGUACCGAUGCAUGUGUGACACCUGUUUUAAAUUUGAAAGAAGCUGCAGUUCACACGCAUAAUAAAGAGAGAAAUACAUUUACAACAUUGGAAGAUAAUGUAAUCAGUCCAAACCCUGCUCCUCGUUUAUCGCUUACUUCUGGAAAAUCAAAGGUACUUCUAAACAACCCUAUACCUGGUGAGCACACUACAGAGAUUCUUAGAGAAUUAAAUUUUAAACAGAAUGAAAUUAAUGAAUUCUUACACAAUGGAAUUGUUGAACAGGGAAUGACACAGUCUAAACUGUGAAUAUUUAUGCAUUUAUAUAUUACAAUACACGUGUUAUUAUUAAUAUAUUUUGAUACAAAUGUUGUUUAAAUACAUAAUUUUAAAACUAACAUU